GGGUUGAACAUGGCGGCGGGCUGCAGGGGCGGGUGGCGGUUCCUCUGCACCGCGGCCGCUCUGCUCCUCGCAGCGGUGCUGGGUCCCGCCGCCUCCGCCUCCUCCUCCCGGGCAGGCAGCCCGGGCGAGCUGCGGAGCCGCGUGCAAGUGCUGGGCGGCUCCAACUGGAGCCUGGUGUUGCAGGGCCAAUGGAUGUUGGAGUUCUAUGCUCCUUGGUGUCCAGCUUGUCAACAGAUUGAAUUGACAUGGGAGAGUUUUGCAAAGGAAAGCGAACGUCUAGAUAUCACUGUGGGAAAGGUGGAUGUCACUCAAGAACCAGGCUUGAGUGGUCGUUUCUUUGUCACAACACUUCCUACAAUUUACCAUGCAAAUGAUGGAGUAUUUCGCAGAUACCGAGGCUCACGGACAUUGGAAGAUCUUCAAGGUUAUGUUUUAGAGAGAAAAUGGGAAGCUGUGGAACCUGUAGCAGGAUGGAAGUCUCCAUCUUCUAUAGUGAUGCAUGGCAUGGCAGGGCUAUUUCACCUCUCUGGAUGGAUCAGGCAAAUUCAUAGCUACCUCACUGGUGCUCUUGGGAUUAAUGUUUGGAUUUCUUAUGCCAUCUUCAUCUUAGCUACCUUAUUGAUUGGCCUGUUCCUGGGUUUGAUACUGGUUUUGAUUUCAGACUGCCUUUGCCCAUCCAAGUCAAGAUACAGAGCUGAAGCAUCUGAAGAAGCAAUUACAAAGGAUAAUGUGGAGAAUGCAGCAUUAGAAGAACCGGAGGAGGCUGCAGAGCUUUCCGCAGAUGAUGCGGAAGAGACUGCAGAUGUAAAAGAUCUUUCAGAUGGAGAAGAUGCAGCAAAUUCAAGUGCUGAUGACUCAGAGGAGGAUUUAGCACUUGGAAAAGAAUCAGGGGAAGAAGAAAUGGAAGACUUAAGUGAAAAACCUUUAGCUGAUCCAGAGACUGAAAGCUCAGUAAGACAGCGUAAAAGUCAGGUGGCUGAUAAUGGACUAUAGUUUUUUCGGUGGUGUAUUUUGUACACUUGGACCAAAGAAGUAUCAGACCCUGGGUCUGAAGUUGAAGCUUACACUUGAUUUGUCAUUUGUGUUUACGCAAAACCUCUGCUCUGUCAGCAGACUUCUCUUUUUUUAAACUAAUACUUGCUUACUUUGUUUUAUAAGCACAUAUGCUGUGUGUUGCAUUAAGUUGCGUAACUUUAGCCAUGACAAUCAAAAUAAGUGUAUUUUAUCUCUUUGAAGUCUUCUAAGAGAAAAGGAGUGUAACAGCCUCAGUUCACCAGCUGUAAAAUGGUAAUCUAUGCUUGUGUUCCUUUAAGUAUUAACCUAAGCAAGAUCAGGAGUUUUAAUUCUUUACAGUAGCUCGGCAGGACUGUGACUUUUCUGUCUGAAUGUUUAUUGUUUCCAUAUGCCACAGAAACACCAGAGAAGUGAUACAGUAGUGAAAGAAGGCACCUUACUAGUCUUCUAUUAAAAAUGUUGUGUACGAUGUGUUUAUUUUUAUCACUUUCAACUGAAGCACCUUUCUCUUUCAUUUUUAUUAAUGUUUGCUCUGAAAGUUUAUCAUAGAGUAUGCACCCAAAUUUUUCAGUUUUUGGUAAUUCAGAGGCAUGUUGCACAGCUCAAGCUUGUCAGCUGAGUUUUUUGACCCAAGGAGUUUAAGUAAUUGAAAACCUCAGGCCGAGAAAGAGUGGCAGCUAAAUGUUUAAAAUACGUUUGAACUUUUAAAAGGUUUAAAGGAAAUUAUUUUGGUCAGGGGGGAUUUUUGCCAAAGCGUGACUCUAUCUCCCCGCCCCCCGCCAAGAGAUUGUAGCAAGAAGUAUUCAUUUUGCAGUCAGUAAGUUGUGUAUUUCUUGCCAAUACAAGCUUGUCAUAUGCAGUGCAGUUCUGCCAUUUCCAACUCAAAAUACUUUUAGCAGAACUCAAACUGCUUUAGUAAUAUUAACUGAAGAGGCACUUAAGGUUUUACCUUUGAUUGCAUUUCUACGUUUUGUCACUGGAAUCGGCAUGUUAAGAAAAGAGAGGGACAUGAGUGGGUAGUGGGGAGAAGCUUUUGGUUUUGCUACUUAUAUCAGGAUAAACAUGGGUCUAUUGAACUGUGUAAAGUGAAAAUGGCUUGCCAGCUAGACAGCAUUAGGUAUGAUUAGAAGACUUAAGUCAUUAGAGAUAUCAGUAUUUCCCUCCUUUGACUUGGUUAAUAUAUAAGGCUUUUUUUGGUAAGGAAUCCCUACAGUGAGAUCCUGUAUGUUCCUACUUUGUUGAUGUGUGAUCAUGUGCAUAAGAUGUCUUAAUCUUGAUUUUUUUUUUAAAUGUGCGUAUAUAUAUAUUUUGCAUAAACCUUGAUAACAUGCAUGAAUUUCAUCUUGUUCUUCAAGAAUAAAGAGUAAUCAGAGAUGAAAUCAUCUCAUCAGAAGAGAAGUUGCAAGUGCAAAAUGCUGGUUUCCUUUGAGACUGAGAUUAAUAGGGCCAAUUUGUGUUGAAAGUUGUUUUGGUUUGGGUGGUUUUGUUUUUGCUGGUUUUG
Molecule: messenger RNA, 2515 nt
Organism: Haliaeetus leucocephalus (bald eagle)
Lineage: Eukaryota; Metazoa; Chordata; Aves; Accipitriformes; Accipitridae
Gene: TMX4
Product: thioredoxin-related transmembrane protein 4
Exons: 8
Coding region: 10-993 (327 amino acids)
Source: RefSeq, a predicted model, not a curated record